Molecule: messenger RNA, 1002 nt
Organism: Zygosaccharomyces rouxii
Lineage: Eukaryota; Fungi; Ascomycota; Saccharomycetes; Saccharomycetales; Saccharomycetaceae
Exons: 1
Coding region: 1-1002 (333 amino acids)
Source: RefSeq, a predicted model, not a curated record
AUGGUGGAGGCGAUGGCGCACAAAUGCGACAAAAGGGAUGGUUACGAGACUCGAAACCCUAUUCAAGAUAUGAAAUCCAUCAGUUCACAGAUGGUAGAUCCCCAGUUCACUGAACUUCUCUUCAAGUUCAACUUUGUAGUAUCUAAUACUGAGUCCCUCCUGCAUGCAUGUGAGCAAUACAAGAGAUCGUUAAGGUAUUUCUUCACGGAAUCCAUCAAGAUGUUAGAGAUAUUCCACCAAGUCCUUGAUGAAAGGGAUAUGAUAUCACCAUCAUCUCCCAUUAAUUCCCCCCAUACAAAUCCAAAUUUUCCAGAAAGCCUAAUUCAGGUCCCACAGCCAUCGCCACCACUCCGCGAAUGGGGGAGGACUUCGGAGGAUGAUUAUUGUUCGAUUCCGAAUAUUGGCAGAUUGCAAAGGCAGAUGAUAGUUAUAGUCCGUAGGGCAGAACAAGAUCUAUUAUUUUUUGAAAAAAGUGUUCAGGGCCCCCUUGCGCAUUUAAUCAUAAUAAGUCGUAAUGUCAGCCGUACCAUAUCAAGAAGGGGCAUCGCUAAUGCAGAGUGCGGGCAAUUGGCAACAAAACAUCAUGAUUUGCUUCGCAAUAGUGCUUUGGGCAAAAGGAAUGUCAAACGACAACAGGAAGAGGCAUCAGUGAUUAAAAAGUUACAAAUCUCCCUAGAGAAAUUCGAUGCCCUCAACGAAUUGUGCAAGGACGGACUUGCCAAAUUUUUGAACUUGUCGAAUCAAUUGCUCGACGGAUGGUUUCACAAUUACUACUACACAAAUUUGAGGAUAUCAUACGCAUUGCACCACUUCAGUUGGAAUGUACCAGAAUUCCGUAAAAUUGGCAUUGCCAAUUCUUCUAGUAGUGGGGGUCAUACCACAAAUGUUGAUCAGUUGACAGCAGUUAUUCUUUCUACCUCUGGCAUAUGUCAAGAUUUCCACGCAGCUUAUGAUGUAAUCUCAAAGCAAGUAGCCUCGUUGGUUCACGGACUGGAUAAGUAG